This is a messenger RNA of Archocentrus centrarchus (flier cichlid), 3748 nucleotides long. RefSeq names its product magnesium transporter protein 1-like. The record is from RefSeq and is a predicted model, not a curated record. The transcript has 10 exons. Gene Ontology annotation, cellular component: oligosaccharyltransferase complex. NCBI's taxonomy places the organism in Eukaryota, Metazoa, Chordata, Actinopteri, Cichliformes, Cichlidae. Bases 63 to 1049 code for a protein of 328 amino acids.
GGCUAUUAUCGCGUGUUCGCGGGUGUGUGUGUGGCCGGUAGCAGAGUGGAUAGUGUAGCAGAAUGUCAAGAAAACUUUUCACUUCGCUGCUUCUUCUCGUUAUCUUCUGCUAUGAAUCCGUUGAGGCACAGAAGAAAAGAGAGACUCUGCUGUCAGAGAAGGUCACGCAGAUGAUGGAGUGGGCUUCCAAGCGAUCAGUCAUUAAAAUGAAUGGAGAUAAGUUUCGUCGUUUUGUCAAGGCUCCACCUAGAAACUACUCAGUGGUCAUCAUGUUUACUGCGCUGCAGCCACAGAGACAGUGUGGGGUCUGCAGGCAAGCUGAUGAGGAGUUCCAGGUGCUGGCUAACUCUUGGCGUUAUUCUUCAGCAUUUACUAAUAAAGUCUUUUUUGCGUCUGUCGAUUUUGAUGAAGGAUCAGAUGUCUUUCAGAUGCUGAAUAUGAAUUCUGCCCCAACAUUCCUCCACUUCCCAUCCAAAGGGAAACCUCGCAGGUCUGAUACAUAUGAGCUGCAGGUCCGAGGCUUUGCAGCUGAGCAGCUUGCUAGAUGGGUGGCAGACAGAACUGAUGUACAGAUCCGUGUCAUUCGUCCUCCCAACUAUGCAGGGCCUCUCUUGCUGGGAUUCCUUCUGGCUGUGAUUGGUGGACUUGCAUAUCUACGAAGACACAAUUUAGAGUUUCUCUUUAACAAAAGUGUCUGGGCCUUCUCUGCACUGUGCUUUGUCUUGAUCAUGACUUCAGGCCAGAUGUGGAACCACAUCAGAGGACCACCUUAUGCUCACAAGAACCCCAGCACAGGACAAGUUAGUUAUAUCCACGGCAGCAGUCAGGCACAGUUUGUGGCUGAGACACACAUCGUCCUCCUCUUCAAUGCUGCUGUUACCAUGGGGAUAGUCCUACUAUGUGAGGCUGCUACUUCAGACAUGGAUAUUGGAAAGAGAAAGAUUAUGUGUGUUGCAGGUAUUGGUCUAGUUAUGCUGUUCUUCAGUUGGUUGCUGUCCAUUUUCAGAGCCAAGUACCAUGGAUAUCCAUACAGCUUCCUGAUGAGUUAGGGCUGAUAAACAUCCUCCUGAUUCAAAGCAAGUAUGAAUUGGAGGACAGGAAGGGCUGUCAGAAAGCUGGGAGUUGUCCACGGCAUCAUUGCUGAAUAGCUGUUUGCUAAGCCGUGAUUCGUCGUCUUAUCGGUUACAUAAAAGCCAACACACACUGUACGUUUACAAUUUUUUUUUUAAUCACCAACAGGACUCUCUUCACUUCUGUGCAGUAUAAACAUUAUGUACCAACAGUUGUCUUCUUGAUCAGAAUUUUCACCAGAUUGCUUGAUUUUGAUUUAUUUUGAACGUAGUGGACAAAAAUCCCAGUGAGCCUUUGUCUCUGGUUCCAGACCGAGGCUCAGCCUGAUAAGGUGUUGUCAGUCUUCUCAUCACUAAGGAAAUAUAUGAAAUUUUCCCUUGAUUUAAAAAAAAAAAAAAAAAAAUUUUCAUCCGUGGUUCCCUAAGUGUGGGCUGCGGCCCCCUGGUGGGCUGCGGAGGUACUGCAGGAAGGCUGCAGUAAUAACAGAAAUUCAGUUUUAAAUGACUCACAAGUAUGCAGUUAUAUAUUUAUAUAAAUGUAUUUAUUUAAAUAAAAAGUGAAUUAAAGCUGGUAAUAGGAGGUGGUUAGUUUGCGGUAUUGCUCAUUAGUUUAACCUGAGUUUACUGCUUUUUAUUGAAGUUUUUUUAGGAUUUUCUGUUCCUUCAGUGGGCUGCAGCACUCGACUUUGAGAACCACUGAUCUACUGUAUUAUAUAAACAUUUUUUAAAGGGAUGAUAAAUUUGGAAUUCAGUUGGAAGUAAUGUUCUCUAGAAAACAGAGUCUUGGGAUCUGGUAGUUGUACUCUGUGUGGUAAUUGGGCAAACAAUAUUUCAGUGGAAACGUUGUAACAGUUUAGACCGUACAUGGAGCUGUUGGUAGCCUUACACUUGUCUUUUUUACGUACAAAUACUUCCCUGCUUAGUAAUGCUUUCCUUGAUUGUUCCUGAGUUUCUACUGUUGGUAUUUGCAGCUCUGGUUGUUUAUCUUCCACUAAGGCUAAUAGGAAGUGAAAUAUCUGGAUCGGUUUAUCUGUGCCCACUUCCAGAAAGCAGGUUUAACAAACACCGUGGCUAACCAUAAAUUCUUAGUUGACUAUCUCUGAGCUGGGAAAAAAAUUCUAGAAAGGCUUAUCAGAGAUCAGCUCUUAGUUAGUAUAUUCAUCCUGACUUUAGUACAUGUGAAUAGCGAAAAAAACCUUCAACAAGUAAAUAAAUAAAUAAUAAAUCCCGUGGACUGUGGAAUGUGUGUCAACCAUAAAGGUAUGACAUUAUUUGUUUUUAUUGUGUGACGUAUAAAAAAAACUGGGGAGGAACAGUAAUUUUAAGAAAUUACUCAGCUAUAACUACAUAUUAUUGAUACAUGUGAUAUUAUUUAGACCCAGUAAGACUCGUUCAGAGGAAAUAAUACUGAGACGGAGCUUUCAGAUGUUGUACCUUUCAAAAUGUUGCUCAACAACAUUUAAUGACUGUAUUUCAACUUGUGAAAAUAUCUCAACAUGAAAUGCUCUCAGAAUAUUAUCACAAGCUCCUGCUUUAAAAAUUUAAUGUUCUUUCAGCCUCAUCUUUGCUCAAAUAUUGACAACAAGAUGCCCACUGACAUUUUUUUUUAUCAACAACAUGACGAAUGACUGAUCACUCAGAUCUAACAUUUAAAUUUAAAUGUGAUAUUUAGAUUUAACAUGUAGACUUUGAUGGAAUAUUGCUGACAAUGUGACUUGAUAAACUUCACAGCACAUUGUUUAAAUAGUUUGUAGCUGAAUGUGGGGAAAUUUUGCAGAUAAUUUUGCAUGCUUCAAUCAUGCCAAUUAAUUUGACUUAAACAGUGAUUAUAACAACAUUGGGUAAAGGUUUCAUUGCAGGGGAACUGACUGACGAUGUGCCUUCAGAUUUUAUUUUGAGCUGUUACUAGAUCCACAAUGUCCAGUGAUUGCCUUGAAUGCCUUUGUAUUAAUAACUGAGUGGUUAUAAAACUGCUCAUGUUACAGCAAAUGUGUAACUGGGAUUUCCUGUUUGUAAAGAACAAACGUGAGCAUGUUUAUUGCGCUCCAGUAUGUGUUCUGAUAUGGACCUAAUGAAUGAGGAAAUGAAGGAGAGUGGAUCAGGUGCAGCAGGAGGAGAAGAGUCAGAGAAAACCUGCUGUAGUGAGGUACACACGGUCUGUUGACCGUUAAAUUAAUUUUCUUUUUGGAACAGAAAACUCAAGAGUUUCUCUCAUGUGGAGGGAACCCAGAGCUUUCCCUAAAUGUGCUUUUUGGGACAGGGCCCUGAUCCAUGAUUUUAAGCCAUAUGAUUUAUAAAAUAAAGUUAUUGGCGUGUUAUUACAUGGUCCUUUAAAUUCCCAUAAUCAGGCGGUCCUUGGUGACUCAAUAUCACUGUCUCUCCCCAUUCAUUUUCAAAUGAAAAACAGCAAAUUGUAUGAAAAUAUGUUGAAUGAAAGAAAGUGGUGUUUAUAAUAAUCUUUGCUGUUAAGAGUUGAUGGAACAGAUCAUACUUCCUGAAAGUGGCAAGGUAACAUUCAAAUAUGUUCAUAUGUGUGUAUACAUGAUUACUGGUAAAAUACAAACUCAGCGAAGGGUGCAUUUUGUGUGUUAAGUUUUAAUUGCCUGCCUUAUCAACUUGGACAAAGAGAAUAUUUGUUCAGAUGUGAUUGUUGCUGAAAUUAAAGUGCCUUAACUGUC